This is a messenger RNA of Cuscuta campestris, 1483 nucleotides long. The record is from the annotation of a GenBank genome assembly. NCBI's taxonomy places the organism in Eukaryota, Viridiplantae, Streptophyta, Magnoliopsida, Solanales, Convolvulaceae.
ACAAGUCAGAGGAGAUCAGAAGAAGGUCUGGUCUUGCUAUCUUGAAGUAGUGAAAAAGAUGACGAAGGCAUUCGAGAGGGUCACUAUGGUCUCCCAAGAGAUAGAGAAGGGCGAAGACUGGUCAAGAUUGGAGUCGGGUGAGGAAAUAGAGGAGAUAUUUCUCCGGGAGGCAUUCCCAAAAAAAAUGGUUCGGAUUGGUCGGGAAUUACUGGAAGGACUUCGAGAAGAAAUCAUAUCAGUCCUCCGGGAGUAUGCCAACAUAUUCGCUUGGAGUGUAGCAGAUAUGCCAGGCAUAGACCGUUCUGUUAUAUGCCACCGGUUGGCUGUAAUGGAAGCGGGACCAUCCCAUACAGUCAAACCGUGGUGGGACAUGGCCGUGGACGGAGCUUCCGGACCAAAAGGUUGUGGAGCCGGGAUAGUUUUCACUACUCUUGAAGGAUUCAAGAUAUACCGUGCAUUUGUAUUCAACUUCAAGCUCACAAGCAGCGAGGCAGAGUACGAGGCCCUUGCCAGCAGGCUCAGCGAUCUAAUUCGAGCUCUUUUGAGAGAAAUGGAGGAGUUCCGUCUGACUCGGAUUCCCCAGUCAGAAAAUAUUGACGCUGAUAUGCUCUCCAAAUUGAUGCAAUCUUGCCCAGAGCAUGUAUCAAAGUUGGCGAAAAUUGAGAUUUUGGAUCAGCCAAGCGUUGAUCGGCUAGCAAUAGCAGAGGUCCAAGAGGGCCAGAACUCACCAGACCGGGUGAUCGAAGCGAACAAAUGUUGGAGGACUCAUCUUAUGGAAUAUAUGAUGACCGGUCAGAAUUCGUACGAUGAAGAACGGGCCAGGAAAGUAGUUCUGCGAGCCCCUCAGUUUCAAGCUCUGGACGGUCACUUAUACAAGCGCGCUUUUGGAGGACCUUUGAUGCGCUGCCUCACCAACCCAGAGGUUGAGCGGGUGAUCGCCGAGGUUCACGAGGGUGGUAAGAAGUUCGUUAUGAUAGCCAUAGAUUAUUUCACUAAGUGGGUGGAAGCAGAGGCAAUGGCCACUAUAACCGACCAACAGUGUGAGAAAUGCGUCUUGAAGAAUAUUAUCACCCGGUUUGGGGCGCCAAAGAUGAUUGUGACGGACAAUGGUCAACAGUUUCGCAAUCCCCGGUUCACAGCCUACUUGGGCAGUUUUGGGAUAAAGCAUAACAAGGCUUUGGUGGCAUAUCCCCAAGAAAAAGGCCAAGUGGCUAACCGGACGAUAGUGAAUGGCAUGAAGAAAAGGCUAGGCGAAGAAGGGCGCAAGUGGCUGGAAGCAUUGCCUCACACAAUUUGGGCGCACUAGCUGACCUCCAGAAGCGCUACUGGAGAAACGCCAUUUGUGCUCACCUACGGAUGUGAGGCCCGGCUACCGAUCGAGGCAGAAUUCCCAACAUUUAGAGAAGUUGUGUAUCAACACAGUCAGAACGAGGCUGACCACUUGGCCGAGUUGAACUUAGUGUAAGAAAGGAGAACGAUGCCU